AUGCAUAAUAAUGGUGAGAGUAUCGAUUUCCCGGUAAAAAUGACUGAAAGCAAUAUUUUUCAGGAUUUUCGCCGUAUCAACAGUUUCCCACGUCGUUUCCGGUAAUUUUGAUUGAACUUCGAUAGAACUAUCGACUUUUAUACUCCAGAACCCUCAAAUGUCACGUCAGGAGCAGUGCGAGUGGUCGGCGCGCGACGAAUCAUGGCGAGGGUAUCGGCAAAAACGGUUGUCGCGGAAAAAUAACGAAAAUAGCUGGAAUUCCAGAAACGAACGAUCGGAGACAUGGACACCGGUCCGGACGACGAUUCCACCGUUGUUAAACAGCAAUUUUCAGCUUGGAAGAGGUAAAAAUUGGAAUUUGUCGAUGAAAACUCAAUUUUGCAGAUCGCGCACCGGCCGUCAUCACCGAUCAAUUUCUGGCGAGUUAUGGUGCGAAACGGUAAAAAUACGUAGUUUUCAUAAAAUUACGGCGAGAAAACAGGUUGAGCAACGGAAAUCUGAUGGAUUCGAACGGUUUUACGCUGCGAGUCCGGGAUCCGCAUUGUCAAGCGGUAAUUUCUCAAUUUUCCGCGUUUUCUCUAUUAAUUUUUGUGUUCUUCAGCCUUCUCCACCGUUAUUCAACCCUGGCAGAGCGGAGAGAGUUGGUAGAGGCGUAAAAAUCGAUAAUUUAUCGGCGGAAGACCUGGACAGGGUAAUUUUCCCGGGAAACUCGACAAAACCUAACCAAUGAGCAGUCUCAGAAGGCGAGAAAGCAGAUUCAAAUGAUGAGAAAGCUGGAAAAGGAGAAAAUGCGACGAAAACGACGUCAAGAGCGGAAAGACGACGAACAAGAGAAAAACGCGAAUUUUGUACCGUUGGGUGGCAGAUUUCCCUACAAAUCGCCGGAAAGGACGCCAACAGCUCGAAAAUUAGAUAAUAACUCGUUUAGGUUGGUUUUGAUACAAUUUUUCUGCAGAAGGUGAAAUUUUCACCUUUUCAGACCUCUUCCGACUCCGACUCCGCCCCUUUCAGCAAUUACGACGUCUCCGUCCACUUCCGCCUACACGCCUUCUCCGUCGCAUUUCUCCAAUCUUUCGCCCGUCUUUAUGCCAAAAUCGACCGAAGUGGCCAGUUUUGAGUGUGCAAAAGAGUCUGGAAAAGCGCUUUUGCUCCCGGAGCCCGCACAGCACGGGAGCACGCACGAAAUCGACGCAUUCGGAAUGCCGAUAGGUGGAAGACGGACGGAAGUGCGAUUUUCUAUUGACUUUUCAAAGAAAUUCAGAAAUUUUCGAGUUUUCUAGUGGAUUUCGAUAAACGAAAAGUGAAACAAAACCAAAAUUCGAAAACAAAACCAAAAUUUAUUUUAUUGCAGUUAACCAACGUGUUGCCGGAAUCCGAAAUGGACGCCAUCGCAAAACUUCGUGCAAUCUGCAAUCGACCUGGAAAUUAA
Caenorhabditis sp. 36 PRJEB53466 is the source of this 1429-nucleotide messenger RNA. The record is from the annotation of a GenBank genome assembly. Lineage: Eukaryota; Metazoa; Nematoda; Chromadorea; Rhabditida; Rhabditidae.